AAACAGACCGUUAAGGUCUGACAAGUGUUCAAACUUUUUAAAAAACUCCUGUAAUUAAAUGGCCGAAGAUGAUACCAAGUCUAUCAAAUCGACCAAGUCGACAAAGUCGACCAAGUCCACCAAGUCCAAGAAAGAUGAUAAGGCUGUCGAAGACGAGGAGGAUGAACGACUCGAGUUCAUCCUCGCUUAUUUUACAAAAUCCUACAGACUCAAGCAGGAAAAGUGGAAUAAAAUGAUCGCAAUAGACGAAAAUAAGAAACUUAUUUUAAAUUUUCUGAACAACCCUCAAGAGAAAUUUAUGAUUAUUACGAUAACAUCAGCCGGUCUCCUGACCCCUUUUAAGCAAUACAACAGCGCUAUAAGAUCCAAAUACACUUAUUUCAUCAAAAAGAAGGAGGAAGUUGUGACUAUGGAAAACUUCGCCGAUGUUAUUCUUUUUGGCGACAUGGCCGCAAAACCCAUCGACGAGUUGGCCGUUCUCUUGGACACAAUUUUGAUCCCUUUGCUUGCAAACCCCGGGAAUCAGAAAGGAUGGCCACAGGUGGUUGCAGACGACGUUGUCGCGCAUGUCCGGAAUUUUAAAAAUUCAGUCGAACAAAUUCGGGGAGCAAUGAAAAGCCAAACAAUCUUGCCAAUGCCGCAAGGCAUGUCCCGGCUUUUCGAAGCAAUAAGCCAGUUUGAAGAAACAGAAGGCACUAAUAUUGAUUUGGUCCUGAAAGCGUCUCUCGAAAGUGGUGUCACGAAAUGGUCAAACGUUUGCAGCGAGAUUCUGAAACAAUCGUCAACUAUUGCUUUCGCCGGCGGAAAUCAUCCGUCACCAAGUGCCGAAGUGGAAUUCUGGAAAGCUCGCCUCAAGAAUCUAGAAUUUAUUUACGAUCAACUGCGAGAUCCCAGAGUGAAGCAAGUUGGGAAAUAUUUGCAAAUGACCAAAAGUGCCUAUUUCUCAACUUUUAAGAACAUGUUCAAAGACAUUGUUGCUGGCGUUAUCGAAGCGAGAGACAUUUGUUUGUAUUUGAAACCAAUGGUGACUCACUUCUCGAAUUUCGAAGACGGCGAGUUGUUCGAAAACGAACACAACAUCAAGCCUUUGCUGCACUGCAUGGGCCUGAUUUGGGCCAACUCGAAGUACUACUGCGCCAACGAGAAAAUGGUGAUCCUGUUUAGGGAAAUAGCAAAUAUGUUGAUCGACGCCAGUAAUCGUAUGCUAGACCCCAGCUCAAUUUUCCAAGGCGAACCUGACGAAAUGUUCGAAAAGAUUGACAAGACUCUGCACAUCUUGGAGCUUUUUAUGGACUCGUUCGAGUUCGUUCGCGACAAUUUGGCCACUUAUUUUAAGAGAGAGGAUGAAGAAAUGCCGGCACUUUGGACGUUUCAUAAAAGGACGGUGUUUCAAAGACUGCUCGACUUUAUUGACCGUCUGAGGCUGAUUAAAGCAAUCUUGGCGACUAAUCUAGAGUUCAGCAAGUUGGAGAAGGUUGAGUUUGGGGGUAUCAAAGGCCGGUUGUUGUCCCAAAAGUGUGAACAAAUUUUUGAUGAAUUCGGUACCGCCUACAAUGUUUUUAAUUCGAUUCAGUAUGAUCCUUGCGACACCAGUGAUUUGAAUAUCCUCAAGGAUAACAACGAUUUUCACGCAAAAUGUGCCGACUUUGACAAAAGGUUAGCAGCGAUUUUCUCCCAGGCCUUCGAUGAUUGCUACAACCUCGAAAGCAUCUUCAAAUUUCUCGCAAUCAUCGGGAAUUUGCUCGAAAGGUCCGUUAUCAGAGACGAAAUAACUCCAAAAUACCCAAGAAUUAUUGACAUAUUCAACGAGGAACUUGAUACGGUGAAAAUCAUUUUUGACGAAGGCAAAAAGAAUGGUAUUCCCAUCGAUAAAAAUUUCCCCCCGGUCGCUGGAACCCUUAUGUGGAUAUCUAAAUUGAGGCAAAGGAUUGAAAAACCAGGCGAUGAUUUGAAAUUAUUAGAAGAUGAUAUUAUCAAGUCCGAGGAGGCUCAUCAUUCGUUUGAAAAAUACGACCACAUGAUGCGAAUUUUGGACGAUGAGGGCAAGGAAGUGUUUGGAAAUUGGUGCAAGUCAAUUCCGCAACAAAUCGAGACUAGUAUGGCCAAGUUCGAACUUAUACGUAAACCUGAGAACUUGAUUCAUUUGAAUUUUGAUCCGGAAUUGGUAGCGGCCUUGCGGGAAAUUCGGUACAUGAAGUUCUUAGAAAUUCCGGAUGUGCCUCAAGAGGCGUUAGAUCUGUUCGAAAAGGUUGAACUUUUGUUCGAAUGUCAACAGAAAUUUAACAGAGUUGUGAAUUGGUAUAACCAUCUCAAGAAGAACACGCUUAAGGUGGAAUACAACUUAAUUGAGCCGGAAAUGAAACAAAUAGAUGAGUUGCUCCAAUCAGUGCUUGAUGCUAUUACGUGGAGCACUCAUGAUGAGGCAACUCUUAGUGCCAUUUAUGAAAAAGUUAAAGAUCUGUCGGAUCGUGUUGUGCAAUGUCAGAAGAAUAUGACUGCUAUCGAAGCCACGCUGGAUGCCUGGGUUGAGGCUCCACUGUUUGAAAGGAGAGAAGGCAAAAAAGAGAAUCUGCUAUAUCUCGAAGACCGGUCUGAACGUACUACUAAAAGAUUUGCUCAAAUUGAGAAUAGCCACGAAGAAAUAAAAAAACUCCUAGAAGUUAACUAUCGAUUGUUCUUUAAUAUUCCUGAGCCGGUUGAAGAACCGGUUGAUGAGUCGUCGCCUGAAGAAGAAGUUGCUGAGCCACCACCCACCCCAAAAAAAGGUAAAAAAGGGAAAAAGCCAGUCGAAACACCCAAAGAAAAGGAGAAAGAGAAAGAAAAAGAAAAAGGGAAGAAGGAGAAAGGUAAGAAAGGUGGAAAAGGCAAAAAGAAGAAGCAAAAAGCCCUUGAAGACGCUGAAGCUGAGAUGCAGGAAGAACCUGCAGAUCCUUACGAGAAUUAUCGUAAAGAACACUGGAGCAAAUAUUUGGAAUAUGUUGAUCAACUAGUCAAAAACAAACUUGUAGCUGCAGUCCAUAAUAGUUUGGUUUACUUGCUGAAUGAGUCUGGCGAUUUAGCUCCUAUUACACCUUUGUUUGAACUGUCUUUAGAACUUCAUGAUCCUGACAUUGUGUUUCAACCUUCGAUUAAUCUAACAGAUGAUAAUAAUUUCGUUGAAGAAAUAACCGAAUGCGUGGAAGAUAUUUUCAAAAUGGGUGAAGUUAUGAAACGGGUGAAUCCGGAAAGUGAAGACCAGCAUUACUUUUACGAAGUCAAAUCAGAUAAAAAUUUGGCCAAAAUGACUGAAGAGCUUCUGAGCAGAAUUAUGUUGAUGAGAGAAGAUGCGUUUGAAUAUCUUAAAGCAUUUGACGAAUUUACGCAUAUUUGGACCGACGAUAGGCACGAGUAUUUGCGCCAGUUCCUGCUUUUUGGCCGGUUGUUGAGUCCCGAGGAGCACGACAGAAUCGCGGAACUAAAAGAGACCCCACCGUCUGUGCAACAGUUUAAGGAGCAAAUUGAUUUUUACGACGAUAUGUACAAAAAGGUCGAAGCUAUGAGCAAUGAAAAGAUUCUUGAAGGUGACUGGAUGAAAAUUGAUGUCCGGCCCUUGAAACAAGCUAUCCUUAACACGAUUUGCAAAUGGGGCAAUCUUUUCAAGCAGCAUCUUUACGAUCACGUUAUUACUAGCCUCAAUGAUCUCGACAGUUUCAUUGUGGAGGCAAUUCAAGCCAUGCAAGUCACAUUAGAGGAGGACGACUACGACGGCUUAUUAAAAGUGAUGGGAUAUUUGUUUAAAGUGAAGGAAAGACAGUUGGAAACCGAUAAUAUGUUCCAGCCAUUGAAGGAAAUCAUGGAUCUGCUGUUCGAAUAUGGGAUGGAAUUUCCGGAAGACGUGCACGUCCAAUUACAGGAGAUUCCAGACAGGUGGCAACAAUGCAAGAAAGUUGCCGCAACUACUAAACAAAACGUUGCACCACUUCAAGCCCUUCAAGUGAAUGCGAUCAAAAGACGAAUUAAUUUGUUCGAAAUCCGACAAGCGAUGUAUAGAGACAUGUUUAAGAAACUUCCCUUCUUUAACUGGAGCUGUAAAGAUGUGUACUCUUUGUUAGAUAAAACUAAUUUCGAACUGACUGAACUUGAGACAGAAAUGGCGAAAUUGCAAGAGCAAGCCAAUUUAUUCGAACUAACGCUGCCUGAGUUUAAACCAAUGAAUCAGGCGAGGAAGGAAAUUAGGCAAAUUAAACAGUUGUGGGACUACGUCCAUAUUUUCCGGUCGUGUAUCGACGAAUGGAAGAAAACCCCCUGGAAAAAAAUUGACGUUGAGGCGAUGGAAAUGGAAUGUAAAAAAUUCGGCAAGGAGGUGCGAGCCAUGGAUAAGGAAUUAAGGGGUUGGGAUGUUUACAUCCAGCUGGAAGCGGUAAUAAAGAAUAUGUUAACGUCGUUACGAGCCGUCACCGAAUUGCAAAAUCCGGCGAUUAGGGAGAGGCACUGGAAGCAGUUGAUGCAAGCUACGAAGGCGGAAGAACGACUGCCACCACAUUAUACAGUGAAAUUUGUAAUGGACGAUUCGACCACACUCAGCGAAUUGCUCGCCUUGAAUUUGCACGAGUAUGAAGAUGAAGUUAAGAACAUUGUUGAUAAAUCAGUCAAAGAAAUGGCGAUGGAGAAAGUCCUAAAAGAAUUAAACGCAACCUGGACUAACAUGAUGUUUGCGACCGAAGUCCACGAACGCACAAAUUUGAGACUUUUGGUGGCUUCCGAAGAGUUAAUUGAGACUCUUGAAGAGAACCAAGUUGCUCUCCAAAACAUGAUGACGUCCAAAUUUAUCGAUUUCUUCCUUGAAGAGGUUUCCGACUGGCAGAAAAAAUUAUCGAAUGCUGAUCAAGUCAUACAAGUGUUUUUCGAAGUGCAGCGCAAGUGGUGCUACUUGGAAAGUAUUUUCAUAGGGUCUGAAGACAUCAGAAGCCAAUUACCUGAAGAUUCAAGACGGUUUGAGAAAAUCGAUAGGGAUUUUAAAGAGGUUUUGUCCGAAAUGCUGAAGGAUUUAAAUGUGGUGAGGUCCACCAACAAGCCCGGACUUUACGACAAGCUUGACGGUAUUUUGGGGCAAUUAAUUUUGUGCGAAAAAGCCCUCAACGACUAUUUGGAAACGAAAAGAUUGGCAUUUCCUCGCUUCUACUUCGUAUCGUCUGCCGAUUUAUUAGAUAUUUUGUCUAACGGAAAUCAACCAGAUCUCAUUCAGAGACAUUUGACCAAACUAUUUGAUUCUCUGGCUAAACUGAAAUUUGAAAAAGAAGGUGGGAAAAAUUCAAAGAGAGCCUAUGGAAUGAUUUCCAAAGAAAAUGAAGAACAUGUGCAAUUCAGCCAAAUUUGUGACUGCACUGGCAAAGUGGAAGUUUGGUUAAAUCGUGUUAUUGAUGUAAUGAGAAAAACCCUUCAAAGUUGUUUCGCUGAGGCUAUAUCAACCUACGAUGAAAAACCUAGAGAGGUUUGGAUUUACGACUAUCCAGCACAACCGGCACUUUGCGGCACGCAAAUUUGGUGGACAACUGAGGUAAACAUUGCUUUCGCAAGACUGGAAGAAGGUUACGAAAACGCCCUAAAAGACUAUCAAAGAAAACAAAUCAAUCAGUUAAAUGCCCUUAUUAAUCUCUUGUUGGGUGAUUUGACUGCAGGCGAGCGCCAAAAGAUCAUGACCAUUUGUACCAUCGACGUGCACUCGAGAGACGUAGUCGCGAAAAUGAUUGCAAUCAAAGUGGAGAAUUCACAAGCCUUUCAGUGGCAAAGUCAGUUGCGACAUCGCUGGGACGAUAAAAUCAAAGACUGUUUUGGUAAUAUCUGUGACGCCCAGUUCAGAUACCAAUACGAAUAUUUGGGCAACACCCCCCGACUGGUGAUAACACCCUUAACUGAUCGUUGCUACAUAACUCUGACUCAAAGCUUGCAUUUAAUUAUGGGGGGAGCACCUGCCGGGCCUGCAGGAACCGGGAAAACUGAGACAACCAAAGAUUUGGGGAAAGCUUUAGGGAUGAUGGUUUACGUGUUCAACUGUUCGGAACAAAUGGACUAUAAGUCUAUUGGGAACAUUUACAAAGGGUUAUCACAGACGGGUUGUUGGGGUUGUUUUGACGAAUUUAACCGAAUUUCCAUUGAGGUACUGUCUGUGGUAGCCGUCCAGGUGAAAGUCAUCCAGGACGCUAUCAAGGACAAGAAAGCUAAGUUUAAUUUCUUGGGGCAAGAUAUUGUCUUAGUCCCCACGGUCGGCCUUUUCAUUACCAUGAACCCGGGCUACGCCGGCCGUACUGAACUCCCGGAAAAUCUAAAAGCCCUAUUCAGGCCAUGCGCUAUGGUUGUGCCUGACUUCGCCCUAAUUUGCGAAAUCAUGUUGGUCGCCGAAGGUUUCCAAGAGGCUCGUCUUCUGGCGCGCAAAUUCAUCACUCUCUACACGUUGUGUCGCGAAUUAUUGAGCAAACAAGACCAUUACGAUUGGGGUUUGAGGGCUAUUAAGUCUGUUUUGGUCGUUGCAGGGUCGUUGAAACGUGGCGAUAGACAACGGCCGGAAGACCAAGUCUUAAUGCGCGCUUUGCGUGAUUUCAACAUCCCUAAAAUCGUUACAGACGAUGUCCCGGUUUUUAUGGGACUGAUAGGUGAUUUGUUUCCGGCCUUGGACGUGCCGAGAAAGCGUGACCCGGACUUUGAAAAAACGAUAAAAAAAUCUGCGGUUGAUUUGAAAUUGCAACCUGAGGACGGUUUCGUCUUGAAAGUGGUGCAAUUGGAGGAGCUUUUCGCUGUGCGACAUUCAGUAUUCGUGAUUGGUAACACGGGAACUGGUAAAACUAUGGUUUGGAAGACUUUGAACAAGACUUAUCAGAACCAGAAAAGAAAGCCGAUUUAUAACGAUAUUAAUCCCAAAGCUGUGACUAAUGAUGAAUUGUUUGGGGUGAUAAACCCGGCCACUAGAGAGUGGAAAGAUGGUUUGUUUUCUGUAAUCAUGAGAGAUCAGGCUAAUUUAACCGGCGAUGGGCCUAAAUGGAUUGUUCUUGAUGGUGACAUUGAUCCCAUGUGGAUUGAAUCAUUAAACACACUUAUGGAUGAUAAUAAAGUGCUAACUUUGGCCAGCAAUGAACGAAUUGCUUUAACUUCAGCUAUGCGAUUAUUAUUUGAAAUUGCCUCUUUACGUACUGCAACCCCAGCCACUGUUUCAAGAGCCGGUAUUUUAUACAUAAACCCGGCCGAUCUGGGUUGGAACCCUUACGUAGCUUCCUGGAUUGAUACCAGAACCCAACAAAAUGAAAAAGCCAAUCUUAUGAUACUCUUUGACAAGUAUGUUCCUCCUUGUUUGGAAAUACUUCGUCACAAAUUGAAAAAAAUAACACCAAUCUCUGAAGUAGCGCAUAUUUCGAUGCUUUGCUUCCUCUUGGACUGUUUCCUAACACCCCAGAAUGUCCCUCCUGAUUGUCCCAAAGAGUGGUACGAGAUUUACUUCGUAUUUUGCACAGUCUGGGCGUUUGGUUCGGCUUUGUUCCAAGACCAAAUUGUCGACUGGCGCAAUGAAUUUAGCAAAUGGUUUGUGAAUGAAUUCAAAACUAUCAAAUUUCCCGUCACUGGAGGCAACGUCUUCAGUUAUUACGUUGAAGAGGAAACUAAAAGGUUUGCUCCAUGGACGGAACUAGUACCCGAAUUUGAGCUUGAUCCCGAUAUUCCCUUGCAAGCCACUUUGGUCAAUACGGCCGAAACUACCAGGAUUCGGUUUUUCAUGGAUCAUUUAAUGGAAAAACGAAUUCCUGUCAUGUUGGUAGGGCCGGCAGGAAGUGGCAAAAGUGUGAUUGUUGCGGAAAAACUCACCAGCUUAUCCGAACAUUACGCCGUUACAAAUGUCCCUUUCAAUUUUUACACUACCUCUGAAAUGUUGCAAAGAAUUUUGGAAAAACCCUUAGAAAAGAAAGCUGGGCGUGUGUUUGGCCCUCCGGGUAAUAAGACUAUGAUUUAUUUCGUGGACGAUAUGAACAUGCCCGAAGUUGACAAGUAUUUUACUGUACAACCUCACACGUUAAUUCGCCAGUAUAUGGACUACCAGCAUUGGUAUGACCGUCAGAAACUGACUUUAAAGGACAUUCACAAUGUUCAGUUUGUCUCCUGCAUGAACCCAACCGCCGGCUCUUUCACCAUAAACCCACGGUUGCAGAGACACUUUUGCGUCUUUGCCGUGAGUUUUCCGAGCCAAGAGGCGUCGAACCAUAUCUAUUACAGUAUUAUAUCGCAACAUUUUGAGUCGGAACAUAACAGGUUUGGCAAAAAUAUUUUCAAACUGAGUGCUUCUCUAGUGGAUGCGGCGGUUUUUCUGCACCAGAAAGUAGCGGCUAGUUUUCUGCCAACCGCUGUCAAGUUUCAUUACACAUUUACUUUGCGAGACCUUUCGAAUAUUUUUCAAGGAAUGCUUUUCACGACCGGAGACGCUAUUAAAACUCAGACCGAUUUGAUCCGGCUUUGGAUGCACGAAUGUGGCCGCGUUUACGGUGACAAACUGGUCGAAAAACGCGAUUUGGACACUUACAAAAAGCUGGUAAUUGAGUCAGUGAAGAAAAGUUUCGAGGAGUUGGACGAAAAUGAGGUGUUUGAGGAACCUUUGAUUUAUUGUCAUUUUGCUGAGGGCAUGGGGGAUCCGAAAUACUUCCCCAUUCAUGAAUUUGACCAUUUGAGUAAACUCUUGCACGAAGCUUUGGCCGGUUAUAAUGAUCUAGUGGCGGCGAUGAAUUUGGUUUUGUUUGAAGAUGCAAUGUAUCACAUUUGCCGCAUUAACAGAAUUAUGGAAGCUCCAAGAGGUAACGCGCUGCUCAUUGGAGUUGGAGGUUCAGGAAAGCAGUCUUUGACGAGACUUGCUUCCUUCAUCUCCUCGUUUGAAGUGUUUCAAGUCCAGUUGAAGAAAGGUUACUCUAUGACUGACCUAAAGGCCGAUUUGGCCCAAUUAUAUCUAAAAGCGGGUUUGAAGAGCGUUGGAAUUGUGUUUCUGAUGACUGAUGCCCAAGUCCCUCAAGAGAUUUUCCUGGUUGCGAUUAACGAUAUGUUGGCAUCGGGCGAAAUCAGUGAGUUACUGCCCGACGAAGACGUUGAAAAUGUUAUCAAUGCAGUUAGAGGUGAGGUGAAGCAAAGUGGGUUACAAGACACACGGGAGAAUUGUUGGAAAUUUUUCAUUGAUCGUGUCCGGAGAUUAUUAAAAACGGUGUUGUGUUUCUCACCAGUUGGUUCGACUCUACGAGUGCGAGCGAGAAAAUUUCCGGCUCUUGUUAACUGUACUUCUAUCGACUGGUUCCAUGAAUGGCCGAGGGAAGCCCUGGAAUCAGUAUCAAAGAGAUUUUUGGCGGAAAUUGAAGUUCUCCCCAAAGAUUUAGUUCCUUCAGUUUCCAACUUCAUGUCAGAUGUUCACGGAGUGGUGAACACCAUGUCCGAGUUGUAUCUACAAAAUGAGAAACGCUACAACUACACCACUCCUAAAUCUUUCCUAGAACAGAUCGCCUUGUAUUCUAAACUUCUUUACGAAAAGACUAAAAAUUUGGAGGACAAUAUCGAACGCCUCGAGUCUGGUUUACUCAAACUGGCAUCAACUUCGGAAGAAGUGGACGGUUUGAAAGAAGUGUUGGCAGUCCAAGAGGUAGAAUUGAAUGAAAAGAAUGAAGCCGCCGGUAAACUCAUUGCCGUCCUAAGUGCCGAAAACGAAAAAGUUGCAAAAGAACAGGCAAUCGCUAGCGAGGAAGAAGCCAAAGUUAAACUAAUCGAGGAGGAUGUUAGUGUCAAACAAAAAAUCUGUGCCGAUGAUUUGGCCAAAGCCGAGCCAGCGCUAAUCGCAGCCCAACAAGCUUUAAACACCCUGAAUAAAAACAACUUAACUGAACUGAAAUCCUUCACGCAACCGCCUGAAGCGGUAGUCGCUGUAACAGCCGCUGUUUUAAUCCUGUUUUCGCCAAAAGGACGAAUUCCGAAAGAUCGUAGCUGGAAAGCUUGUAAGGGGUUGAUGACAAAAGUCGAUAAAUUUUUAGAAGAUUUAAUAAACUAUGAUAAGGAAAACAUGCAACCGGAAGUAGUGAAAGCAACUCUGGAAUAUACGAAAAAUCCCGAGUUCAAUCCAGAAAAAAUUUUGAGCAAGUCGGUGGCAGCUGCUGGAUUGUGUGCGUGGGUCAUUAAUAUUUUGAAAUUUUACGACGUGUUUGUCGUGGUCGAACCCAAGAGGAAAGCUUUGCAAAAAGCCAAUCAGGAACUGGCAGAUGCGAGAGCUAAACUGGCCGAGCUUAACGAGAAAUUGAAUUAUCUCGAGUCACAAUUGGCGAUUUUGAAGGCCGAUUUUGAGGAAGCUACAGCCGCGAAGAUGAAAUGUCAGGCCGAAGCUGAUGCUACGACUCAAAUGAUCGAUUUAGCUAAUCGACUUGUUAAUGGUUUGGCGUCGGAAAAUAUCAGGUGGCGAGAGUUGGUCAAGUUGUACCGGAAAAUGAUAAUUACACUGCCAGGGGAUGUGUUGAUGAUAACUUGCUUUAUUUCGUACGUUGGAUGCUUCACGAGACGGUACAGAACCGAGAUGGUUGAACAUCACUGGAUACCCUCGCUGAAAAAAAUCGAGCCGAAAAUUCCGAUGAGUGAAGGGCUGGAUCCCUUAUCCCUGCUCACAGACGAUGCAAUGGUCGCAGGAUGGAAUAAUGAGGGGCUUCCUAAUGAUCGUAUGUCAACCGAGAAUGCUUGUAUUUUAACAAAUUCGGCAAGAUGGCCCCUGAUGAUUGAUCCCCAAUUGCAAGGAGUUAAGUGGAUCAAAACUAAAUACGGCGAUAGCUUGACAGUUAUUCGACUGAGCAUGAAAAAUUACUUGGACACUAUUGAAAGAUGUAUCCAAAAUGGUGAAAUUAUCCUUGUUGAAAACAUAGGCGAGACCGUGGACGCGGUCUUAGACCCUGUUCUGGGUCGAGUCUUAGUCAAAAAAGGCAAGGCGAUAAAAAUCGGUGAUAAGGAAGUGGAUUACAACCCCAACUUUAGGAUGAUCAUGCACACGAAACUGGCAAAUCCGCAUUACAAACCGGAAAUUCAAGCACAAACUACCCUCAUCAACUUCACAGUAACGCGAGAUGGUUUAGAGGAGCAGCUUUUGGCAGAAGUCGUCAAAGCUGAACGCCCAGACUUGGAAAGUUUGAAAGCGAAUUUAACGAAACAACAAAACGAUUUCAAAAUUAUUUUGAAAAGAUGUGAGGAUAAUUUAUUGUUUAGACUUUCCUCGGCCACGGGUAACAUACUGGGCGAUGUGGAACUAGUCGAGAAUUUGGAAACAACCAAGAAAAUGUCCACGGAAAUUGAAGAGAAAGUCAAAGAAGCUAAAAUAACUUCAGUCAAAAUCGACGAAGCGCGUGAACAGUACCGACCAUGUUCGGCUAGAGCUUCGCUCCUUUAUUUCAUUUUGAACGAUCUUUGCCGCAUCAACGCAAUCUAUCAAUUCUCAUUGAAGGCCUUCAGUGUGGUGUUUAAGGACGCGUUAUCUAAAGCAGUACCGGCCGAAAAGUUAAAAGAUCGGGUAGUUAACUUAUUGGACAGUAUAACUUUUUCGGUAUUUAUGUACACAACUCGAGGUCUGUUCGAAUGUGACAAGUUGAUUUUCAUGGCCCAAAUGGCAUUUCAAAUUUUGCUGCAUGCUAAAGAAAUCGAUCACGCUGAACUUGACUUUCUGUUACGGUACCCUGUAGUACCGAACUUGACAACCCCUGUGGACUUCCUCACAAAUCAGUCCUGGGGCGGCAUUAAAGCCCUGUCAGAGUUUGACGAUUUCAGAGGUUUAGACAAAGACUUGGAAGGCUCGGCGAAACGUUGGCGAAAAUUCGUCGAUAGUGAAUGCCCCGAAAAAGAAAAGUUCCCCGGCGAGUGGAAAAACAAAACCGCUUUGCAACACUUGUGCAUGAUGCGUGCCCUCCGCCCCGACCGUAUGACCUACGCUGUUCGUUGUUUCAUUGAAGAGAAACUCGGAGCCAAAUACAUAACAGCCAGAUCCGUCGAAUUUGCAAAAUCUUACGAAGAAACAAGCUCUUCAACCCCCGUGUUCUUUAUUCUAUCGCCAGGCGUAAAUCCGCUCAAGGAUGUAGAAAAGCUGGGCAAAAAGCUGGGUUUCACCUUUGAUUCUGGUAACUUCCACAGUAUUUCCUUGGGCCAAGGCCAGGAAAUCGUGGCUGAAAACGCAAUGGAUUUGGCGUCGGAGCGGGGCGAUUGGGUCAUUUUGCAAAACAUUCAUUUAGUCGAGCGGUGGUUGUCCACUUUGGAGAAAAAAAUGGAACAAUGCGCCGAAAGCGCCCAUCAAAAGUUUAGGUUGUAUUUGAGCGCUGAGCCUAACGCUGAUCCCCAAGUGUCCGUAAUCCCGCAAGGGAUUCUAGAAUCGUCGAUCAAAAUCACAAACGAGCCGCCGACUGGCAUGUAUGCCAAUUUACACAAAGCUUUGGACAAUUUCAGCCAGGAAACGUUAGACAUGUGCACGAAAGAAGCGGAGUUUAAGCUGAUUUUGUUCGCUUUGUGCUAUUUCCAUGCCGUGGUUGCCGAAAGACGGAAAUUUGGGCCACAAGGGUGGAACAGGAAUUACCCCUUUAAUGUUGGCGAUCUCACAAUUAGCGUAAACGUGUUGUACAAUUAUCUGGAAAGUAACAGUAAGGUCCCCUACGAAGAUUUGCGCUAUCUGUUUGGGGAAAUAAUGUACGGGGGGCAUAUUACGGACGAUUGGGAUCGACGGUUGUGCCGAAAUUAUCUAAUGGAGUAUCUCCAGCCCGAAUUGCUGGAAGGAGACUUGCAGUUUGCGCCGGGAUUUUUUGCCCCACCUAAUACAGACUAUGUUGGGUAUCAUCGCUAUAUUGACGACCGUUUGCCGCCUGAAAGCCCCUACCUUUACGGCCUACACCCAAACGCGGAAAUUGGCUUCUUGGCCUACACUUCUGAAGUUAUGUUUAGAACAAUUUUCGAAAUGCAACCGCGAGAUGCGGGAGCUUCGGUAGGCCAUGGAUUUUCUCGAGAGGAUAAGGUUAAAUCAACCCUUGAAGAUAUCCAAGACCGGCUCCCCGAGGAGUUUCCGGUCGCCGAAAUGAUGGCAAAAGUCGAAGACAGGACCCCGUACAUAAUUGUGGCGUUCCAGGAGUGUGACAGAAUGAACAGUUUAACACGGGAGAUGAAGAGAUCGCUUCGGGAGCUCGACUUGGGAUUAAAGGGUGAACUUACGAUUACGUCGGACAUGGAGGUGUUGGAAGAGGCCCUAUUUAUGGACCAAGUCCCUGACUCGUGGUCCGUAAAGGCCUACCCCAGCAUGCUGCCUUUGGGUCAGUGGGUGGCCGACUUGGGGGCUAGAAUUAAGGAGCUGGAGGGGUGGGUUACCGAUUUCUCGAUGCCUCCCACCGUCUGGCUGGGGGGUUUCUUCAACCCCCAGUCGUUCCUCACUGCCAUUAUGCAACAAACGGCUCGCAAAAACGAAUGGCCUUUGGACAAAAUGUGUCUGUUGACCGACGUCACCAAAAAGCAGAAAGAGGAGUUCGGGGCGGCUCCUCGGGAAGGCGCAUAUGUGCACGGUUUAUUUAUGGAGGGCGCAAGGUGGGAUACGCAGCUCGGAAGUAUUGCCGAUGCUAAGCUUAAAGAAUUGUUCCCUGUAAUGCCGGUUAUAUUCAUCAAGGCAAUCACGCAGGAUAAGCAGGAUUUACGGAAUAUGUACGACUGUCCUGUUUACAAAACAAGGACUCGGGGACCGACUUUCGUCUGGACUUUUAAUUUAAAAACGAAGGAGAAGGCGUCCAAGUGGACCCUUGCAGGAGUAGCGAUUCUGUUACAGAUUUAAUUAUUUAUUUUAUUGUAGCUGUUAAUAAAAUUUUAUUUUAA
Messenger RNA from Tribolium castaneum (red flour beetle), 13851 nucleotides. RefSeq names its product dynein beta chain, ciliary. Gene Ontology annotation, biological process: microtubule-based movement. Gene Ontology annotation, molecular function: minus-end-directed microtubule motor activity; ATP binding; dynein intermediate chain binding. The record is from RefSeq and is a predicted model, not a curated record. Lineage: Eukaryota; Metazoa; Arthropoda; Insecta; Coleoptera; Tenebrionidae. The transcript has 9 exons. Bases 59 to 13810 code for a protein of 4583 amino acids. Gene Ontology annotation, cellular component: axonemal dynein complex.